This is a messenger RNA of Atta colombica, 2097 nucleotides long. Its product is annotated as protein FAM161A. The record is from RefSeq and is a predicted model, not a curated record. The transcript is spliced from 8 exons. NCBI's taxonomy places the organism in Eukaryota, Metazoa, Arthropoda, Insecta, Hymenoptera, Formicidae. Gene Ontology annotation, biological process: cilium organization. Gene Ontology annotation, cellular component: cilium.
AUGACGGAGCACAGAGGCACCUCCUUUUUCCACUCGUGCGUGAAAAUGCCGAUAGAUCCUUGUAGCCGACAACCAACUCCUUCUUACGAACGUCCUCGACUGUCAUCCGCCAGCCGAAGAUCAGAAAAAGUGAAAAAAAUUAACUUUGUCGAGGGUGAACCGACUGCCGUCGAGAAUUCGGGGUCGUCAAGUCCACGCGACACAUUGGAAAAUCUUCUAGAGUUCCUGAAGAGCAUACCAGAUUAUGGACAAGUGCAUCAUUUGUCGAACGAGCAAUUCAAGCAAAAGGUCGAAUAUUUAAGAAGGAAGCAGCGGCUGCUCCUGCAGAAUCUGAGAAACUCGCUGGAUGACACAGAGGAGCCGUCAUCGCGUUUGUCAAUUACGAGAAAUGAGAACUCAAAGUCAAAGGACGAUAAAUCGAACAUCGUUGAUGAUCUCAAGUUGAAUGGGAAGAAAUGCUAUCUCGAAGAGUCGAGAAUCAGCAGCCCAAUAUUGUUUCCAUCUGGAAAUUUUGCUGGUCUCGCCGAGGAUCAAGAUCUACUGACGUAUAGGUGUGAUUCCAGAUGCAGAGACAAGGAUAAGGAAACGAAGACAAUGCGUAACAAGGAGAUACUCGCGGCCAAUAAAAGCUGGAGCACGUGGAGCGAAUCGAAAAGUGAUGACAGCGUGAACAGCGAUGGCGAGGAUAGCAUCGAGACGAAAAGUUUACCACCAAGUAGCUCGAAAGAAUGGCACCCUACAGUGCCUAAACCGUUCAGUUUCACGUUGAGGGAAGAAGCGGAAAAAUAUAUGACAGAGAUAGAGACAGUCGAACGGGCGAAUGAAGAUAAUGAGAAGAAAAGUCCUUCGAAAAAACGACGAAUCAGACCAAUUCCUAUUACAUCCAAGAUACCGCUUUAUGACAAAUUAAUGGCUGAAAAAGAAGAAAGAAGUCGUAUUGUACGCGAAGAGAGCGCACUAAAUCUAUUGUCGCAAGUGCGACCUUUUAAGCUCGAGUGCGAUCGUCGUGCCUGGCGAUCCAUGGCGAGGUCCAGUCCUGAACUCUAUUCAAGCAAGAGCUGUUCUUCGCGUUUCAAGGCUAAGCCAGUACCAAGAAACCUGUUCGGCACCGAGGUUUAUGACCGUAUGCUUGAGGACGAAUAUUAUAGACAGCUAAGGAAGAGGUUGAGGGCUGCAGAGAUGUUGAAGUCUUCUUCAUUACCGCCAUCGAUGGCGAGGCGUGAACGUGUCAAGUCCGCAUGUGCACAUUUUCAGGACGAAGAGCCCAACAAAGAUGAUGACGAAUCUAUCAUUCCGACUACGACGAUGUCCGACAGAACCAGGUCCGCCCUGACGUCCGCAUUAUCCUCGCGCGGGAAUAACCUGGCUGCGAUUUUGAGAUGUCAAGCUUCACGAGAGAAACUGGAGCGCGAGAUACAGGAGCGGAUGGAGGAGAAGCGGCGGGAACAGAUACUGAAGUUCAGGGAGACGCUAAUCAGCCGGAAACCUGCGUGGAAGGCCCUGAGAUCGGCUGCGAGGCACGAGCAUGACAGAGACCUAGGCAUACGGACGUCUCUUCGUCGUGAUGAAGCGCGGGAACAGGCCGAACGUCAUCGACUGCAGAUGGAGAUGAUGUUGGAUCGUGUGACGCAAAUACCGACUCUUUUCGAGCGUCAUUCUCAGGAUACGUUCUGAUAAAGUAUUGUGUAAACUACGCUUUAUGCAUGAAUUUUGCAGAGUUUUCAAUCGCUCGUAAAGGCGCAACAGAAGGUUUCCUCGAAGAGCGCUCACGCCCGAAAGAAGAAAAGGAAGAAAAAGAAACAACAGCAGCAAUCGAAAAGAUCUACGUCAAGUAGCUUGGACUCGUAUUUAAGUUUUGCCAGCAAUUCUAGACCAAAUUCCGGAUCAUUAACCAGUUCUUCCGGUACUCUGAUGUCAAGCCAAUCAUCGUCGAAGUCGUCGGGCGAUUCCUCCGACAAAUCGGCAGCCAAGUUAGAAAUCUCGACACUGAAGAGAAAAGCCGAUCGCGGUCCAUUGAAGGUUUCGAUCAACGAAACAGCGGAAUGGAUUGAGGAUCGCAACGAAAAAUUGUCCAGUAGCGACGAUGUCGAAGAGUGA